GAUCAUCCAAAAUCGAUAAGAAAUGGUGUGCUGGCAGUUCUCAAUGAUGUAUUGUUCACUGCUCCUCUCAUUGAAACGUUACGUAUGCACAGUGCAGAUGAAGUAAGGAAGGAGGCGAACACGUUCAUGUUUGUGUUUGGUCAUGAAACCCGUUCUUGGAUGAACGAACAACCAAACUCGGGACUGAGAGGAUCCCUGUCGGGUGAUCACAUACCGUAUAUUUUCGGGUACCCUCUCGCUAAUUCGGACAAAGAGGAGAAACUCUUUUCUGGAUUCAGCGCCGAGGAUAGAGGAAUUUCGCAGGUCCUCAUGCACUAUGUAGCGAAUUUUGUAAAAUCGGGUGAUCCUUCAAAACCAACUCCAAUGCCGAAAUCGUUCCCUAUGGGUGAUGCCUUCCAUGCCACAGCUUGGCCUCAAUUUGAUCAGCCUAAUCGAGAAGCUUAUUUAGAAAUUACUGAUCGGCCUCGGGUCAAAAACUAUUACCGUAAUGCAAGAGUAGGAUUUUGGACUAGUCUAGUACCAGCUUUACAUUCAUCUGGAAAGGAAGGAGGAGAAAUUCCGGAGGUACGCAGAUUCUCAUUCUUUCGCUGA
Strongylus vulgaris is the source of this 591-nucleotide messenger RNA. NCBI's taxonomy places the organism in Eukaryota, Metazoa, Nematoda, Chromadorea, Rhabditida, Strongylidae. The record is from the annotation of a GenBank genome assembly.